This is a messenger RNA of Musa acuminata AAA Group (dessert banana), 1724 nucleotides long. RefSeq names its product cholesterol 16,22-dihydroxylase CYP90G4. Gene Ontology annotation, biological process: sterol metabolic process. The transcript has 8 exons. Lineage: Eukaryota; Viridiplantae; Streptophyta; Magnoliopsida; Zingiberales; Musaceae. Gene Ontology annotation, molecular function: oxidoreductase activity, acting on paired donors, with incorporation or reduction of molecular oxygen; iron ion binding; heme binding. The record is from RefSeq and is a predicted model, not a curated record. Bases 96 to 1553 code for a protein of 485 amino acids.
UGGCUGAUUAUAACACCAGCAUUACAUCCGUCUGCGCUGCCAAAGGGACCAGAUAGGGAGGGUAGCACUAGUGAGAGCCAGGGAGAGAAGAAGCCAUGGCUCCUGUGAUCAUUCUCUUCUUCCUGUUCCCCACCCUCCUAGUCCUCCUGGCCGCCGCCCUUGGCCUAAGGAACAGCGAGAGCCGGAAGACCAAGGGCCUCAACCUCCCACCUGGGAGCAUGGGAUGGCCUCUUCUUGGCGAGACCAUCGCUUUUCGGAGGCAACAUCCUUGCAACUCCCUGGGGGAGUACAUGGAAGAUCGCAUCAACAAAUAUGGGAGGAUAUACAAGUCCAACCUGUUCGGCGCGCCCACCAUCGUGUCGGCCGACGCCGAGCUCAACCGGUUCGUGCUGAUGAAUGACGACAGGCUGUUCGUGCCAAGCUUCCCCAAGAGCGUGGCGGAUAUCCUCGGCAAGACGUCGAUGCUUGUGCUCACGGGGGAGAUGCACCGCUACAUGAAGUCGCUCGCCGUCAACUUCAUGGGCAUCGCGAGGCUCCGAGCCAACUUCCUCGUCGACUCCGAGCUGUACGUCAUGCAGAACCUCGAGUCCUGGCCCGAGAACACGCCUUUCCCGGCCAAAGAGGAGGCUUGCAAGAUUACCUUCAACCUUAUGGUGAAGAACAUACUGAGCAUGAACCCCGGUGAGGAGGAGACGGAGCGGCUUCGGAAGCUGUACAUGUCAUUCAUGAAGGGGGUGAUCGCACUUCCUCUCAACAUCCCCGGAACGGCUUACAGAAAGGCUGUUAAGUCGCGAGCCACAAUCUUGAAGGUGAUCGAGAGAUUGAUGGAAGAAAGGCUUCAUAAGAAGAAAGAGGGAACAGACAGUAUCGGUGAAGCGGAUCUUCUCGGGUUCAUUCUGGAGCAAUCGAACCUUGAUGCCGAGCAAUUCGGUGACCUCUUGCUGGGAUUGCUCUUUGGCGGCCACGAGACCUCUUCCACGGCCAUCACGUUGGUUCUCUAUUUCCUCCAUGACUGUCCAAAAGCAGUCGAGCAGCUCAGGGAAGAGCACCUUGAGAUAGUUAGAGCCAAGAAACAAAGGGGAGGACCUCCGGCCCUGACCUGGGAGGAUUACAAGCACAUGGAGUUUACCCAAUGCGUCAUAAGCGAGACGCUGCGGCUUGGCAACAUCAUCAAAUUCGUUCACAGGAAGGCCAACACUAACGUCCAGUUCAAAGGGUAUGACAUCCCUCGUGGAUGGAGCAUCAUUCCCAUAUUUGCCGCUGCACAUUUGGAUCCUGACGUCUACGAGAACCCCCAGAAGUUUGAUCCUUGGAGGUGGCAGACAAUCUCCAGUAGCACUGCGAGGAUCGACAAUUACAUGCCAUUUGGGCAAGGCCUGCGCAACUGCGCAGGGUUGGAGCUCGCCAAGAUGGAGAUCGCUGUCUUCCUUCAUCACCUCGUCCUCAAUUACGACUGGGAGAUAGCGGAGCCCGAUGAGCCUCUUGCCUACGCCUUUCCUGAAUUCGCCAAAGGCCUUCCUAUCAAGGCCCGCAAGGUCUCAUUCAUCGUUUGACUUCGGACCACAAGUGGAAUGAUCCAAGAUGGGUGGCUCUGGGUUCCUUGGAACAUGCAACCUUUCGUUUUUCCUGUUUUGUUCUCAUAAAUAUCUUGUUCUUGCUUUCCACCGUAGUAGGAUGCAUGGUUGUCUUUGCAAUGAAUGACCAAUUUCCCCGGCUUCCACUUC